CAGGAGGAGGAGAGACAGAAUGAUAGAGUGAAUUAAUUCAACCUUAGGCAGCCCUGAUUGACUCGGUUCCAAACUGGCAUGUAGAAGCAUUCAUGGUGACACCAAAGCCAUGGAGAGAGAAAAGAGGAAUGACAUGUCCUUCUCUAGAAAGAGAAGUUUCACUUUUGGGGCAUAUGGCGGUGUGGACAGAUUCACCUGUGCGGAUGAGACAAGACCCGAGUCUGUGGAGGACAACAUUCUGGAGGCUCUGGACUCUCCAACCACUGCUGGCAACAAGCCUUUUCUUUCUACCAGCAACAACCAAAGGGACGCAGAACUAUUUGAAAUCAUUGCAAAGCUGCAGGGAAGCAGGAUCGAUGAGCAGCGAUGUGAAUUCCCACUUCCUCUGAAGUCUCAGCUUUUGGACAUUGGUGCAGAUUUGCCUCUGGUUCUUCCCUCCAAACUGGGGGGCUACUGGAUCGACCCGCCGCUGGAAAAGCUCAGAGAUGUGAGUCCCACCUCCUCCCACCAUGGCCUUGAUCCGGAGAGCUACGACAUCAUGGAGAGGGAUGGAGAGGCCAAAAUCUACCAUGAGUUUUUCCGCUCUCGAUAUCACCAUUCAUUCAUCGCCGUGGAUCCAUUACUGGGGCCUCUGGUUCUCUCUGUAUGCUUGGAGGAGGAGGAGAACAAACUACGGGUGAUUCUAAGGAUGAAAGAGUGCUCCCUGCAUGGCACUUUCUCUUUGUCCCUUUUUACCAACAUGCCGUCUGCUGUAGAGUUAGCAAAGAGGCUGUCUGACAAAGUGACGGUUUCCAAGUUUGACGUGGUCAGCUACCUCAAGGCUCCAGACCUAAUAACAGCAUUUGAUGAGCACAGAGUGUCUUCUAAUUUCAAGUUUGGUGUUUUGUAUCAAAGGGAAGGGCAGUUCACAGAAGAGGACAUACUGAGUAACAACAAGGAGAGUGAGAAGUUCAGGGAGUUCCUGUCAAUUCUGGGAGACACAGUUCAGCUGCAGGGAUUCAGGGGCUUCAGAGGAGGGCUGGAUGUGUGUCACGGCCAAACAGGAAACGAAGCCGUCUUCACUUCCUUUCAUGGCAGAGAAAUCAUGUUCCAUGUUUCAACCAAGCUGCCUUACACAGAGGCUGACCCUCAGCAGUUGCAGAGAAAAAGACACAUUGGUAAUGACAUUGUAGCGUUGGUGUACCAGGAGGGACAGACCCCCUUUUUGUGUGAUGUCAUCAAGUCUCACUUCCUGCACUGCUUUGUGGUGGUGCGGAGGGUUGAGAGGGAGGAGAAGGAGGGCGGAGUCGCCUACCAGGUGUCUGUUACAGCCAGAGAAGACGUUCCUCCUUUUGGUCCCGUCAUCCCAGAUCCUCCACUUUUUACAGAUCGUUCACAGCUGAGGGAAUUUCUUCUCACCAAGCUCAUCAAUGCAGAGAUCGCCUGCUAUAAGGCGGAACAGUUCAGCAGACUGGAGCUGCGGACGCGCUCGUCACUCCUGGAGAGCUUGCACAGUGAACUCUUCAGCCGUUCCCGCUGCAUGAUGGGAGAUCCGUCAGUCGCUGCCGCCCCACCUUCUGAGAGCACAAGAGGCCCAUCUGAAGGAAGUGGAGGUUUUAUUGAAAAUUUUAAGCGAGCCAUCAGAGUGCGAAGCCAUUCGUUUGAGACUCUGGGUGUUCCUAGGAAGAGCACUGGGAAUUCAUCACAAAAGCCAAAGGUGGACAAAGAUGCAGAGAGUGACAGCUCGGGAACGGCUGAACUCAAAGACCAAGCAAGUCCUCAAGAGGAGACAUAAAAGAAAACCUUUAAUUGGAGAUUCUAGAUCCAUAUAACAAUUUAGACACUAGCUUUUUACCUUUGUCAUACCUGUGAAUGACCUGUUUGUAAAGAGAAUUUAAAAGUAAAUAGAUUUUGUAGAAAGUAUAUUUAUUAUACAAUCAUAAAGACAUUUUAGAUUAAUGAGAACAUUUAAAAUGUAAAUUAUUGAGAACGCCACAAAAAAAGAUUACGAUUAUUUUAACAGCUGAUAUUUAGUUUGGCUUUGGUGAUUCAUUUAUACUGAUACAAUAGAGAGUUGUUAAUUAAAAACAUAGAGCUUUAGAGAUUGAUCUGAUAGUGCAAAUAAAACUGUCCAUUAAUUUGGAGACGUUGUCACUUUAGUUAUUUAUGAUGCCCAUAUUACACUACUUUAAAGAUUACAUUUAGUAUCAACACAUGAACAAAUGUAAAUCAGAAAUGACUCCUAAAGCAUGUUUUGAAUGAAGCAAAAACUUGUGAGUCUGGGAGUUUUUGUUUGGCAUGUAGAGCAGAAUAAAAGGUUUAGAGCUG
Molecule: messenger RNA, 2307 nt
Organism: Poecilia reticulata (guppy)
Lineage: Eukaryota; Metazoa; Chordata; Actinopteri; Cyprinodontiformes; Poeciliidae
Gene: rap1gapl
Product: RAP1 GTPase activating protein-like
Biological process (GO): regulation of small GTPase mediated signal transduction
Cellular component (GO): cytoplasm
Molecular function (GO): GTPase activator activity
Source: RefSeq, a predicted model, not a curated record